AUGGUCGGGGUUCCAGGAAAGUCUCAAGGCUGCAACACUUGCAGGAGGAGAAAAGUCAAGUGCGAUCUCGAGAAGCCACAUUGCCGACGGUGCGUCUCGUCCGCCAGACAAUGCGAAGGCUACGAGCGGUAUGCGGUCUUCAUCAAUCGCGGCCAGCAGGGACUCCAGAAGAGAGAACGACUGGAGGAAGCGAGGAUCCCGACGACUAGCAUUCCAUCUGCAUUGGGCUUUCAAUAUGCGAAUACGCCGCUGAAUUUCAGUCCUUCGCCCCGUCAAGCCAAUGAAACCCAGCUGAUCUCCUCGUUCUGGGAGACCUACUGCGCAAGCGCCACUCGAUACCCAGCUCCAACCGAGCCGGCCUGGCUCUAUCGAUCAAUUAGCAGUGCGACGACCCCAACUACAGUUACAGCCGCACCCUCAAUGCUGCUCAAGCAAGCGCUACUUUCCCUUGCGUACAUCCGUAUUGGUAGACUGAACGAUGACCAAGCGUUGAUCAUCAGGGGUCAGCAGAUCUACGGCCAAAGCCUGCGCUUGAUGCAGCAUGCCCUACGCGACCCGGUUCUCGCCCACAACGACGAUAUCCUCGUCGCUGCGCGAUGCAUGGUCUUGUACGAGUCAUUCGAAUCCACGUCCGGGGACAUGGCCGCGUGGGAGAACCACAUUCUGGGGAUCGCGCGCAUCAUUCAUCUCCGGGGUGUGCACCAAACCCGCGACCCCAUCUCCCGCUCAGUGCUUGAGUCGAUACGCUACAACGUGAUGAUUGUGUCAUUGAUGCGGAGCACCUCCUGCUUUCUUGGGGAGUCAGAAUGGUUGACUGUGCCGUGGGCGGGAGUGUCCAAGUCCCUCGACCAGAGAUUGUUCGACUAUGGUUUUACACUGGCCUACAUGAUGCAGAGGAGCGAGACCAUCUCGAUGUCAACGUCACUAUCAGUGCCAUCCCAGCACCGGCACCAGGAACUCCACCAAUCAGCAUCGAAGCGACAAACCAUCAUUGACAUCCUCGAGCAAACCCUAUCGUGCUAUAUCGGCCUCGCAAACCUGCGCUCCGAGCUGUUAGCGACGCGGAGACAAAAGUUGCGAGUCGUGAAUCCACCAUCGAUUCAGAGUCAACAACUGUAUGACGAGGACACCACCACCGACGAGCAGCAUAUGCACCUCGCGCGUGCCGAUAACGAUCCUCAAGCCAUAAGCUUCGCCAUCCUCCUCGCUCUCGAACUGUCAUUCUCCAUCUUCGCGACCGCGCUGGUCCAGCACCUUCCUGACGAUCACGAUCACGAUUACGCCCACGGUCACGGUCACGAUCACGGUCGCGAUCUCGGCCACGACCCUACCCGCCACUCGCCUCGCGACCUCUUCGCCCAGCUCGCAGAAUAUAUGGCCCCCGCACGACGACUACAACUAGGCCAGCAACUUCUCCGACACCUGCAACUCUGCUGUGCAGUGCGAUCGGAACACCUGCGCCCAAGGAUCAUUUUCCCCCUCAACGUCCUGCGAUGGGAGAUGCGGCAUCGUCCGGCCGAGGCGGCACAGGUGCGGGCCUUGUUCGAGGCCGUCGCGUCGCGAGGCAAGUUUCGGAUCGCCAAGGGGGCGCAGAAUGCAGGGACGGAGAUUGUGCCCGGGAUUGUUUUGGAGUCUGAGAGAUAA
This is a messenger RNA of Cladophialophora carrionii CBS 160.54, 1644 nucleotides long. RefSeq lists its product as uncharacterized. The transcript has 2 exons. Lineage: Eukaryota; Fungi; Ascomycota; Eurotiomycetes; Chaetothyriales; Herpotrichiellaceae. The coding region runs from base 1 to 1644 and encodes 547 amino acids. Gene Ontology annotation, molecular function: DNA-binding transcription factor activity, RNA polymerase II-specific; zinc ion binding. Gene Ontology annotation, biological process: regulation of DNA-templated transcription. The record is from RefSeq and is a predicted model, not a curated record.